This is a messenger RNA of Pneumocystis carinii B80, 628 nucleotides long. RefSeq lists its product as hypothetical. Gene Ontology annotation, biological process: U6 snRNA 3'-end processing. Gene Ontology annotation, cellular component: nucleus. The transcript has 5 exons. Gene Ontology annotation, molecular function: 3'-5'-RNA exonuclease activity. The record is from RefSeq and is a predicted model, not a curated record. Lineage: Eukaryota; Fungi; Ascomycota; Pneumocystomycetes; Pneumocystales; Pneumocystaceae. Bases 1 to 600 code for a protein of 199 amino acids.
AUGAAAAAUCAUGAAAACACAAAACUUGUCUCUUAUGAUUCAGAAGAUGAAGAAAACAGUGAAUAUCCACAUAAAAAUGUAGAACCAUUGCCUAGUUUUUUUUUAGAUUUGUAUCAGGUUAAACCAAGGCAAGGUAAUGAUCCAGAGUUUCAUGAAGGUAGAAAAAGAACAUAUCCGCAUGUUUCUGGUAGCUGGCCGAGUCAUAUUUAUAUUGAUUUAAUGCCUAAUGAAAAGUUGCAAAUUCUUUUAAAAAAAAUACAAGAAUCGUUUAUGAUAGAGGGAAUAGAAUUUAAAUCAUUGGUUGAAAAUGAUCUGGAAAUGCCAUUACCGUUGCAUAUUAGUUUAUCUAGACCACUUAUGUUAGGGUCAGAUAUAAUUAAUGAAUUUAAAGAAGCAAUUAAAGAAAAAGUUGUGUUUGAAAGUUUUAAUAUUAAAUUCUCAAAUAUAGCAAUUUUUAAAAAUGAAGAUGCUAGUAGAACAUUUCUUGUUCUUAUAAUUGAAACAGGAAAAGAAAUUUUACAAAAUAUUCUACGAAUGGUGGAUUCAAUUGUAGAAAAAUAUGGUUAUCAAACGUUUUAUGAGGAAAACAAAGGAUAUUAAUCUAAUAUUUAAUCUAAUUGUUGUUUUA